Molecule: messenger RNA, 1377 nt
Organism: Acanthoscelides obtectus
Lineage: Eukaryota; Metazoa; Arthropoda; Insecta; Coleoptera; Chrysomelidae
Source: the annotation of a GenBank genome assembly
AUGACUCUUUUGUCUUAUGGUGAGGCUCAUAUAUCUGUUGUCAUUGACGGGUUCUCCUCUUCAUCCUACAACGAAUUGGCCCUUUCCUGUACGAUCAGCCCAAUCCACAGCUUUGCUGAUGAAGGCACUCUACAUGCAGGAAUUCACAGCGAUAACUCGAUCUCUGACGGUGAGCUGGAAAAAAGAAGUACACAGUACUGUACCUUGACGAACAAAAAGCGUCCUAGCGCUCAUUCGGCCCGUUUAUUUCAGCUGGUUGGACUCAAGAUCACCGAGGACUUGAUCUCGCAUGAACACAUCUCGUCAAUAGCGAAGUACUUUUUGCAUGACUUCCUCACUCUAUACAAGGUCCAGAUAAGACCUAGCCUGGAGUAUUGCUCACACGAUUGGGGUGCUAGGAGGGCUACCCAGCUGGUGACGAGCCCUACUUCUUUCCCCCGCAUUUCAUCUAAGAUCUAUCAUUACAACUACAGGCCUAUAGCUAUGCUUUCUGUUAUAAGUAAGGUGAUGGAGAGGUGCAUACAUCGAGAGCUUCUGGACGACAGGCACCAGCGAUCCACAGGGGACCUCCUUACUUACUUACUGUCUGUUUUCGGCAACGAAGCGCCACAUCAUCUUAGCGACGAUCCCAGGGUGGGUGCACCAAAAACGGCAGUCACCCAGGAAAACGUCGAUGCUGUGCGCAAACUCAUCAUUGAAGAUAGACAUGUGACAUAUCACGAGAUUGAGGCGUCCUUGAAGAUCUCAAUUCAAAAAAAUUUACAUGAACAAUUGGGAGUAAGAAAAUUAGUUUCUCGUUGGAUACUCCACCUGUUGACUGAAGAGCAGAAAGCAGACAGGGUUAAUUGGUGUCAAAACACCAUUGUUAGUGGUGAUGAAUCGUGGAUUUACUGUUAUGAACCAGAAAAUAAACGACAGUCGGCUGUUUGGGUGUUCCAAGGUAAAGAAAAGCCAACAAAACGAAUAACUGCUACUGUGGAUUGGUAUACCACCAUUUGUUUGCCAAAAGUCAUCACCGAGCUUCGAAAAAUCAAGCCCAAAAGAAGAAUCAUCCUCCACCAAUGCAAUGCAAGCUCGCACACAGACCAAAAAACAAGACAGUAUUUAACGGAAGAAAACGUGGAAAUAUUGGACCAUCCUUCAUAUAGUCCCGAUCUAAGUCCUAAGGAUUUCUUUAUUUUCCCGAAAACUAAAAACAGACUGUGUGGUCAAAGGUUCCAGUCACCAAAAAAAUCAGUUGACGCAUUCAAAAGUGCUGUUUUGGAUCUGCCAGCAAACAAGUGGAAUAAGUGCUUCGAAAAUUGGUUCGAGCGCAUGCAGACGUGUAUUAUUCUUCGUGGAGAAUACUUCGAAAAACAAUAAAGCCAUUUAAAACUA